This is a messenger RNA of Colius striatus (speckled mousebird), 1908 nucleotides long. RefSeq names its product C-C motif chemokine receptor 6 (gene CCR6). Gene Ontology annotation, molecular function: chemokine receptor activity. The coding region runs from base 1 to 1095 and encodes 364 amino acids. Gene Ontology annotation, biological process: G protein-coupled receptor signaling pathway; immune response; thymocyte migration. Gene Ontology annotation, cellular component: membrane. The transcript has 2 exons. Lineage: Eukaryota; Metazoa; Chordata; Aves; Coliiformes; Coliidae. The record is from RefSeq and is a predicted model, not a curated record.
AUGAAUUUUACAGAUUCUCAUACCACAGAUUACGCAUAUUUGUCAGACUAUGCUUCUCUAAUCACACAACCUUGUUCUAAAUUGGAAGUCAGGAACUUCACAAAAGCAUUUCUGCCCGUUGUAUAUUCAUUCAUUUGUAUCAUUGGUCUAGUUGGCAACAUCUUUGUAGUGAUGACCUUUGCUUUAUAUGAAAGAACCAAGUCCAUGACGGAUGUGUACCUCUUCAACAUGGCCAUAGCAGACAUACUGUUUGUUCUCACUCUCCCACUGUGGGCAGUGAAUUAUGCUGCUGACGAAUGGAUUUUUGGUGAUUUCAUUUGCAAAAUGACCAGAGGAAUCUAUGCAAUUAACUUCAGCUGUGGCAUGCUACUUCUGGCUUUCAUCAGCGUGGACCGGUACAUUGCUAUUGUGCAGGCAACAAAGUCGUUUAAACUCAGGGCAAGAACACUUGCAUACAGUAAACUCAUUUGUUUGGUCGUGUGGGCAUCAUCCAUUUUAAUUUCUAGUUCCUCUUUUCUAUACAGUGAAAGUUACAGCUUCUCCAUCAAUGAAACCAAAGAGAUUUGUGAUUACAGGUUUGACAGAAAUUCUGAAAGCACAAUGCUGAAAUCACUGCUGCUGUGUCUACAAGUUGGAUUUGGAUUUUUUAUACCUUUCAUAUUCAUGAUUUUUUGCUAUACAUUCAUUGUCAAAUCCUUACAACAAGCUCAGAAUUCCAAAAGGAACAAAGCAAUCCGUGUGAUCGUAUUAAUUGUAGCUGUUUUCCUAGUUUGUCAGAUACCUUAUAACAUUGUUCUUCUUGUGACAGCUGUAAAUAUGGGCAAGAUGGACAAAUCUUGUGACAACGACAAGAUGAUGGCCUAUGUGAAAUACACCACUGAAGCCAUAGCAUUUUUACACUGUUGUGUGAACCCCGUGCUCUAUGCAUUUAUUGGAGUGAAGUUCAGAAGUUAUUUUGUGAAGAUAAUGAAGGACCUAUGGUGCAUGAGAUACAAGAAAUACAAUAAACGUAGUUUAAGGACAAACUCUGAUAUUUAUCAUUCAAGACAGACUAGUGAAAUUCUGACUGACAAUGGAUCUUCUUUUACUAUAUAAUACAAUUUAAACAACAUUAUUACUGAAGGAUUCUUCUCCCUGAGCAACCCAAACCGGUGUCACUGUGCCUGUGACAGAAGGCUUCUCUGCACCUCUACAGGAGCUUUCCUGAUCUACAGAUCCUUUCAGGAAAAGAAUUAAGAUAGAAAAAUAACAUGAUCCUGUGGAAAAAUGAAAUCUUAUUCACCUCUCUUAACAUUCACAUUCUUCUAAAGUGCAAUCUCUUUGGGUUACCAGGAAAGUGAAGUUUACAGAGGAAUCCUCCAUAGCUUCUAGGUAAAAAUUCCAUCCCUUCUGACCUACAUGAUUGAAAUAUCCUGAAAGUACUAUGUAAAUUAAUCAGAUUAUGGCCAGGCUCAUCCUACUUAGAUUUAUAUUGUUUCUAUUAAUUACUUCUACCUGGAAAUUCUAUAUAAGUCUCCACUGUGCUUUUGUUGCUGACAGGUUGUGCUCUGACAAUGCUAUACCUAAAGAGAUGCCAUUUUGAGCAAAGCACAUCAAGGAAAACAAACAGAAAUGUAGAAACAAGCUGAAGACUGGACUUAGGUGUUGGGUCAUGUAAAUCUUUGUCCAGUUCUACACUCCACCUGCUCAUUGGUAGUUGCUUACACCAAGGCUGAGGGUGGUCAAAGCCACCAAUGACGUGUCUACUAAAGAGAAGAUUAGGAACAAAUAAAAUUAUUAAUUAAAGAGAACACAGAAAUGUCCACAGGAAGGUUUUCUGACAUUUCCUAAAAUUAUCUUCUGAACAGAGAAUGGAGCUAUGUUUGAGAGAUUCUUCCUUCAUUUGGCAGUGGAUCCAUCAAAACUGAU